AUGUCACCAUCAUCAUUACUUUCCACUGAAUUGUGGUGGAAUGGCCCGGUAUGGCUUUCACAAGAUGCAACUGAAUGGUGCAUUAGGAAGUCGUCAAUGGAACAAGAGAUACCUGAAGCAAGGGGGACGGCAACAUCUGCAACCAUACAGCAAGAAACCCCAGAAACAUUCAAUAGAUAUUCAACACUUAAUAAAUUAAUACAGGUUCAAGCUUACAUCUUACGUUUUAUUCACAAUUCCCGUCCUGACAAGUGCAAGCGUCGAGGGGAUUUAUCAACAAUUGAAAUUGACGCGGCUACACACUCAUUGGUCAAGAUGGUUCAGGCAUCCGCCUUUUCAAGCGAACUCAGACAGCUGCUAAAUCAUCAAUCACUACCAAGAAGUAGUAAACUUUUACCUCUUACACCCUUUCUCGACGAACAACAGAUUUUACGAGUCGGCGGUAGGCUUCAAAGGGCUAAUCUUCCGUACUCCGCAAGGCAUCAGAUGUUAUUGCCAUCAAAUCAUCCAUUUACCAAACUCUUGAUAGAAAAUGAGCAUUCGAGAUUAUUGCACCUUGGAUCGCAAACAACUCUAGCGUCCAUUCGUCAAAAAUUCUGGCCGUUGAACGGCAGAAACAUAGUUCGACUUACAAUUAGAAAGUGCAUCAAAUGCUUUCGCAGCAAUCCUUCAGUUAUUCAGCCAAUCAUGGGCAAUCUUCCCAGAGCCAGAGUUCAAGUUUCUCGACCGUUCGCACAUGUGGGAAAAAGAUGGUCUAAAGACUAUUUACAUCAAUUACAACAACGCACGAAGUGGAGAAUUGAGGACAUUAAUGUGACUCCUGGAAACAUGGUGCUUAUUAAAGAAGAUAAUACGUUGCCGUUGCACUGGCCUCUCGGCAGAGUACUAGAAGUCCAUCCUGGAGACGACGGCAUUGUCCGAACAGCUACGAUCAAAACGUCUAAAGGAAUCUUUAAAAGAUCAGCAAACAGACUGAGUUUGUUUCCUAUGGAACAAUAA
Messenger RNA from Trachymyrmex cornetzi, 999 nucleotides. RefSeq lists its product as uncharacterized. The record is from RefSeq and is a predicted model, not a curated record. Lineage: Eukaryota; Metazoa; Arthropoda; Insecta; Hymenoptera; Formicidae. Bases 1 to 999 code for a protein of 332 amino acids. The transcript is spliced from 2 exons.